This is a messenger RNA of Meriones unguiculatus (Mongolian gerbil), 2561 nucleotides long. Its product is annotated as large ribosomal subunit protein eL29-like. Bases 835 to 1305 code for a protein of 156 amino acids. The record is from RefSeq and is a predicted model, not a curated record. Gene Ontology annotation, molecular function: structural constituent of ribosome. NCBI's taxonomy places the organism in Eukaryota, Metazoa, Chordata, Mammalia, Rodentia, Muridae. The transcript has a single exon. Gene Ontology annotation, biological process: cytoplasmic translation. Gene Ontology annotation, cellular component: cytosolic large ribosomal subunit; ribosome.
AGUAACCACAUGGUGGCUCAUAACGAUCUAUAUUGAGAUCUGGUGCCCUUUUUUUGGUGUGUAAGCAUACAUGCAGGCAGAACACUGUAUACAUAAUAAAUACAUAAAUCUUAAAAAAAAAAAGUGUUCUUCCCAGUAGGAUGGCAGCUGAGUAAGAUCCUUGGUGACAGUCUCUUAAUGGCACACCAGUGAACAGCUGUUCGUGCCCUCAAGUGCUAAGGAAAUCAGGGGAUUUGUUUUGAAACAGCUAAUUAUAAUCAAGACAUUUCUUUCAAGCUUCAUGGAAAAAAGUAAACAUGAAUCAAGAGUAGUAGGUAAAACCCAAAAGUAGUAAACAAGAAACCAGAGCAUUCUACCAGACACUUAAGACUGUAAGAGAAGGAAAACAAAACUAGAAAACCAGUUGCAAAAUAGCUAGACUCAGACACUACCUAUCAAUGGUAACCUUGCAUGUAAACGCACUAAAUCCUACAGUUAAAAGACAGUGACUAAAUUUGGGCAGAACCCCCAAAUUUAUAUCAAACUAUAUGCUUUUUACAAUUAAGUUUAACUAUUUGGGCACAUGUAAACUGGAAGUAAAAGAAUGGAAGCCAACAUCCCACAGUAACGAGGUAGCCUCAUGGAUAACAUAUGUGUUAAAACAAAAAGAGUACAAAUAAAUAUGACCAUUAUACAGUGUGGGAGGUUCGGUCCACCAAGACGAAGUGAUGGUUCUGAACACACAGGCACUCCACACCUGGGUUCCCAGACAUCAAAGCAAACAUUAGUUCGUCUUGUGGAGAUAAAACUUCAACAACACCAGACGCUGUGGGAGCCGCGGGUUACUGUGCAAACAUGGUCAAGUCCAAGAACCACACCACACACAACCAGUCCCACACAUGGUACAGAAAUGGCAUCAAGAAACCCUGGUCACAAAGAUACAAAUCUCUUAAGGGGGUGGACCCCAAAUUCUUGAGGAACAUGCGCUUUGCCAAGAAGCACAACAAGAAAGGCCUGAAAAAGAUGCAAACAAACAACACAAAGGCAAUGAGUGCGCGAGCAGAGGCCAUCAAGGCCCUUGUGAAGCCUGCAGCUCUUAAACCCAAGAUGCCAAAGGCCCCCAGCCGCAAACUCAGCUGCCUGGCUUUCAUCACUCACCCCAAGCUUGGGAAGUGGAUUCGAAGCUACAUGGCUAAGGGUCCUAGGCUCUGCAAAUCAAAGCCCAAGGUUCAAACCAAGGCAGAGGCCACAGCGCUAGCUAAGGGCAAGGCUCCAGCUCCAGCUCCAGCUCCCAAAGGUGCCCAGGCCUCUGUGAAGGCCCUGUAGGAAAUGGUUCUACUAAUGUGAAGACAGACGGACUGGUGUGACACACCCACCUACACACUAUUUACAGAUGACCAGUGUCCUAUGCUGUUUUUACAAAUAAACCUGAGGAUCUGUUAAAAGAAAAACUUCAACAACAAUUAGUUGACAACUAUCAUUUCACUGUCAGUAACAGGUCAUUAGUGUUGGGGUCUCAAUCCAGAGGAAAGAAAACAAGCAUGGCAAAGAGUAUCUGCAUGCCCUGUUUACUGCAACUACAAUCACCCAGAAUGCCAACAACCCAGCUGUACACCCACGGGCAGACAAAGACAAUGCAGUGCGGAAUGACACCAGUCAUAAAGAGACACACAAAUAGACUGGGGGUCAUCAUGCUCUGUGAACUAAGCCAGACACAGAAAGAGAGGCACUACUGAUUACACACAUCUGGUCUUAAUGGCCAGGUGUGCUGGUGAGCACCUGUAGUUCCACCUCCUCCAGAGGCUGUGGUACGGUAGACAAGAGACCACAAUUUGGAAAAACAGGAAGACCUUGUACAAGAAGAAAAUAAAUAAAUAAAACAAAAUAAAAACCCAAAAUCGUUUCUGUUGUGGCAGAGGCUGGAUUUUGGUUCAGAGCACCUACUGGUGCUCGCAACCACCGGUAACUUCAGCUUCAGGGGAUCCAAUGCCACCUGUUGGCCUCCAUGGGCAUCUGCACUCACUUGUAAAUGUUGGAAGGACCCUGCUCUUUGAGGUUGUCCUCCCAGUCCCAGGUAGCUAUUCUGAGUUCGGCAUUAAGGUGUAGGACUCCCUCUCCCCAACAGGGCCUCUUGCUCUCUGCCUGACUUCAUCUGGAGACUGUCUCUAGACACAGAUGCCCCUAACCACAUUUGAUACAUGGCGCUCAACACAGCUUCCCUGCUAGCUCUCCCCUCCCUGUGCCUAUAGGAUAAUUAGGUAUUGUGUUUCCAUUUAUAUGAUAAGAGCAUGCUGUUUAAUGCAAAUCAAGCGUCCUUGAAGUGCCUAGUCUUAACCAAUUAUUUACACCUAUCCUUGGAGACCCCACCAACUCCCCAAGGGGUAAUACAGCCUUUGUUCUCUGGAAUUAGAGUUGAACACACCCCCUGAAGGGGUCCCCGAGUGUCUCAGCUCCAUGCUUGCUUGCUGGCCUUUCCAGCCUUGCACCUUGGCUUGUGCCCCUCCUGACUUCAUGGGCUGGUGAGAGACAGCCCCCCAGGCAGGAGGAGAAUCAUGUGUAAACACCUAAUUUAAAAUAAAAUA